CCUGUCCUAUGACAUGGAGUGUGGGACUCUGUGGGAUUACAACUCGACAGAAUAGAACGAGUAGUGAAAAAAACGGGGGAGAUUUGUAGGAGGCGAUAGGGGACAGCAAAAUAAUAUUAAAAAAAUAUUUAUAAAGAACAAAAAACAACACUGUCCAGUUUGUGGACCUCUUGAAACAACCUGCAGGAAGACAAUCUGCAACUCUGUAAGCAGACCAGCUGAAUUUGCGUGCCUGGGCCAUCUGUACACCUGCACUGUCAGUCCCAACCAAAGCAUCUGGGACAGCGCACCUUUUAAAUGGAAGGACAUCAGCUACACUCGCAACAGAUGGGAGCUGGGAGACCUGGAGGGCAAGAAGGAGAGUUUAUCCAACAGACACUUUGAAUUUUGGACAAAAAAAGGAAUAGGGCAAAAAGAUUUAAAAAAUAUACGUACAAACAGAAGGAAAACCCAUUGGAGUACAUGUCCAAAUUUGAAAACAGGACAAGGAGAAGAUGAAGGGCUGUGAGUCUUGACUAUUGUGUGCUGGUCCAAACAUUUCCUUAAUUUUUUUCUACCUCUCUUUCAUUUCUGUUUUUCCAUGCCAGCUGCUCUAACUUUGCUCACUUUCCCUCACUUCUGCAUCUUUCCUUCCCUGCCUGAAUAGCGGGCAUGUGCGAAGUAGCAGGCGGCGGAGGGUUACAGAUUAGACAGCUGAUUGGAGGUGAAGGGCUGGUCUAGACCCUGUAAGGAGCAGCAUUCCAGCACACAGUCACUCAGGCACUCAUAGUCUCACACACAAACACACACACACAUAAACAGUCCCCCUCUAUCUCUCUCCUGAUAAACAAACACGCACACACACACACACACAUACACACACACACACACGCACACACACGCACGCGCUGGCUGCUUGUCAGAGCUCAGCUGAGAUCCCCACUCGCACUCACACCUUUCCCAGACGGAUUUCGCAACUUUAAUUCUCCAGCAGUUUCUCAAGGCUGACAGACGUAGGAAAUCUGUGGACUGCCUGUUUCUGUGUGUCUUCCUUUUACUCUUGUGUUUCCAGGGAUUCGCUCUCUCUCUCUCUCUCUCUCUCUCUCUCUUUCUUUCUGUCUCUCUCUCUCAUCCCUCUUCAUCUCUCUGUCCCUGUUUCUGUCUCUCAGCCCGUUCACUUCCACCGGUACUCCCCCCAAAAAGAUGUGACCUUCUGCCAAAGUACUAAAAGGCAUGCCAUCGCAGCAGGGUCCACUGUUGAUACUGAAAUAGACUCAAACAAGUGCCGAGGGGAGAGAAAGAGGAGAGGGAGAAGGGGGAAAAGAAGAAAAGGAAGGUACUCUUGAAGCCGCAAACGAGGAAUGAGUCGCCGGGAGCCAGGGCUGGAUGCGGAUUGCCAACACAGGCAGUAGGUGGCUGAGAUGGGCAUUCCUCUAGGCUGGUUGAGCGCCUCCCUGUGGCUGCUGCUGUUGUUACUGUUGUAUGCUGCCCCCUGCUGCCUGGGUCGUCCAUUCGGGCCGCCGACAGUCAACGUGGCGGUGGUGUUCAGUGGCUCUGCCUACCACAUGGAGAUAAAAGGGCGUCUGAGUCGGGAGAACUUCAUGGACAUGCCUCUGGAGGUGAAUCCCAUCACGGUGGUGGUGAAUGACACCAAUCCUCGUGCCCUGCUCACCCGCAUCUGCGACACCCUGGCCACCAACCGCGUGCACGGCAUUGUGUUCGAAGACAACAUCGGCUCGGAGGCCGUGGCCCAAAUCCUGGACUUCAUCUCCACGCAGACGGCCGUGCCAAUCGUGGGAAUCAGUGGGGGCUCGGCCGUGGUUCUGCCAUACAAGGGCGAUGGCUCCACCUUCCUCCAGAUGGGCUCCUCCAUUGAGCAGCAGGUCAACUGUAUGUUCAAGGUGAUGGAGGAGUAUGACUGGGGCAGCUUUGUGGUGAUCACCAGCCUCUACCCCGGGUACGAGGACUUUGUGGACUACAUCAGGUCCUUCACUGACACAAGCUACUUCCUGUGGGAGCUGCAGGAUGUGCUGAGCUUCGAGAUGUCGGAGGGGGCCAGCGACACGCGCACGCGCAGGCUGCUGCAGCAGGUGGACGCGCAGGUGCUGCUGGUGUACUGCUCCCACGAGGAGGCCCAGUACCUCUUCAGGUUGGCGGCUGAAGUGGGCCUUGUGGGACCUGGCUAUAUCUGGAUUGUCCCCAGCCUGGCGGUGGGGAACCCUGACCUCCUACCCCCCGACAGCUUCCCCGUGGGACUCAUCAGCAUCAUCACAGACCGCUGGAAAAAGAGCCUUCGGCAGAGAGUGCGUGACGGCGUGGCCAUCGUGGUCAAGGGUGUGCAGAGCUUCCGCAGGCAUCAAGGAUUCAUCCCCGAGGGGCACAGUGACUGCCAAAGUACUGCCAGACAUAUCACCAAUGACACAAUCUUCAGCCACAUGUUGAAUGUGACAUGGGAACACAAGGACUUUUCCUUCAACAGUGAUGGGUACCUGACCAAUCCCUCCAUGGUGAUCAUUACUCUGGACCGCGAACGACAGUGGGACAAGGUGGGGAACUACGAGAUGGGGAUACUGCAGAUGCGAUAUCCAGUGUGGCCACGCUAUGGCAGUUUCCUGGAGCCGGUGUCUGAUAACCGCCACUUGACCGUGGCCACCCUGGAGGAGCGCCCUUUUGUCAUUGUGGAGAGCGUGGACCCCGUCACUGGAACCUGCGUCCGCAACACUGUGCCCUGCCGCCGCCAGUCUAACCGGACAGAAGUCAUUGUGGGUCACUCAGAGCCCUAUACCAAACUGUGCUGCAAAGGUUUCUGCAUAGACAUCUUGAAGAAGCUCUCUCGGACCAUCAAGUUCUCCUAUGACCUGUACCUGGUGACCAAUGGCAAGCACGGGAAAUUGGUCCGGGGCACCUGGAAUGGGAUGAUUGGAGAGGUGGUGUACAAGCGCGCGGACAUGGCCAUCGGUUCCCUCACCAUUAACGAGGAGCGGUCGGAGAUCAUCGACUUCUCUGUGCCGUUUGUGGAGACUGGAAUCAGCGUGAUGGUGGCCAGGAGUAAUGGCACUGUUUCUCCUUCUGCCUUUCUAGAACCAUACAGUCCAGCGGUGUGGGUUAUGAUGUUUGUGAUGUGCCUUACUGUGGUGGCCAUCACUGUUUUCGUCUUUGAAUAUUUCAGUCCUGUAGGAUAUAACCGCAGUCUGGUCAGCGCUAAAGCUCCUGGCGGGCCCACCUUUACCAUUGGAAAGUCAGUGUGGCUCCUGUGGGGCAUCGUCUUCAACAACUCCGUCCCCAUAGAAAACCCUAAAGGGACCACCAGUAAGAUAAUGGUCCUAGUGUGGGCUUUUUUUGCAGUCAUCUUCUUGGCCAGCUACACUGCCAACCUGGCCGCCUUCAUGAUCCAGGAGCAGUACAUCGACACAGUCUCUGGACUCAGUGACAAAAAGUUUCAGAAACCACAGGAGCAUUACCCACCCUUCCGAUUUGGCACAGUCCCCAAUGGGAGCACUGAGAGGAACAUUCGUAGCAACUAUCCAGAUAUGCACACCCACAUGAUGAAAUACAACCAGAGAGGUGUAGAGGAUGCCCUCAACAGUCUUAAAACAGGGAAGCUGGACGCCUUCAUAUACGAUGCAGCAGUGCUCAAUUACAUGGCCGGCAAAGAUGAAGGCUGCAAGCUGGUGACCAUUGGCAGUGGGAAGGUUUUUGCAACCACAGGCUACGGAAUUGCUCUGCAGAAAGACUCCCACUGGAAGCGCCCCAUAGACCUGGCCCUCCUCCAGUUCCUGGGGGACGGGGACACGCAGAGGCUGCAGACAGUGUGGCUCUCCGGCAUCUGCCAGAAUGAGAAAAAUGAGGUGAUGAGCUCCAAGCUGGACAUCGACAACAUGGCGGGAGUCUUCUACAUGCUGCUGGUGGCCAUGGGCCUCAGUCUCCUGGUCUUCGCCUGGGAGCACCUGCUCUACUGGAAGCUGCGACACUCUGUGCGCAAAUCGGAACGUCUGGACUUCCUGCUCGCCAUCAGCAGGGGUAUAUAUAGUUGCUUCAAUGGUGUGGAGGAUCCAGAUAGGUCUUUAAAUAUCCAAAGCCCAGACAUCACUACCAACUACGCCCAGGCCAACAUGCUGAAGAUGCUACAGACUGCCAAGGACAUUGUGUCCUCAGCCAAAGUGGAGAACUCUCUGGACAACGCCACCAAGACCAUCGAGAACUGGAGUCGUCACGGGGAAGUCAAAAGUGGCCUUCAGAACCGCGUGCCACAAGUGGCCACCUCCGAUAUUGCCUCUGGUCGCCUCCCGUAUAUCUCCAGCAUAACUGAGAACCACUCCCCCUUUCCACAGCGUGCCCUGACCCCUACGUUCACAGUGCACUACGGCGAGAGUGCCAGCCAGCCGCUCCUGGAGAAGCAGAGAGUGCUGGCGCGGCCCACUCCGCUGCGCUACACGUUGCCUGCUCGGGGCAGCCGCCUCUAUGACAGGACGCUGCCCAUCUCCAGCCUCAGCAGCCCCCAUAUCGCCAUGAGGGACUCCCUUCCCACUGUCAACACUCCCCACCACAGCAGCAGGCUGUUUGUGGACGGCCACACCCGGCACCCCAGCUCCUCUUUUGUCCCCUACAGAGAUCUUCAUGUGCCAGAUAUCUAUAUGGAGCACGCGGAGCCCCCGUGCCGCAAGAUCCCCCCCGAUGGCCUGAGGCGGAAGAAGAGGUCCCACAGCUACCUGGAGGAGUCUGUGGACCUGCGGAGACGACACGACUACGAAGAGCCGGCCGCGUGCCUCACAGAGCUGCGAGCCAACCACCUCAUGGACAACCACUCUCCCACCACUGUGGCCUGCAUCAACAGCCCUUACUCCAGAGCCAAUGCCAGCUGCAACUCCUGCUUCAAACCUUACCUGGAGCCAGAGCUGGAUGACGUGCCUCUGUUGGGUAAGGAGAAGCUAAACCGCAGAGCCUCAUUCCUGAAGGCCACCUGGGGUACCGACAAGAUCCGGCAGCUGGACGACAAACCCUCCACCUCUGCCUCCACCCACAUAGACAUGCCGGACUUGUUCCCCCGCGUCGUGGCCACCAAACCCCCAAAGCUGUACAGUAGUGCGGGGAACAACAGCCUGUGCUACCCAGUGGCAGUGGACCAUGCCUACCUUAAUCCAGGCCGUAGCCAUCCUUACAAAGGGCAGAAGCUGAAGUACUCACAGUCUACUCGGCUGCCAUCUUAUCGGGAGGCAGUCCUUCAGAAUGCAGCUGCCCUGCGAAGGUCCUCCACUAUGGUUCACAGACAGUAUUCCUCCUACCUGAAUUCUUACACUGACGUGCCAGUGUAUAUGGGGCCACUGGCCCAGGGGACCGCCCAGUUGUAUGAACACUCUAAGGACAUGUGCAACAUCUUCCCCUGCGUAAGCCACUGCCCCAACGUGCCCCGGCAGCUAGUUUACCAGGACAGCAUGUACGGGGGGUAUGGGGACGCAGGACAGGUGCGUGAGGCACCAGGGGCAAGUGGCAGAGACAGGAGGCAGGUUGUGGUCGCCCGCAGACUCAACAGUCCCUAUGUGCCAAAAACUUGGGGCAGGGUGUCCAGUCUGGAGUCAGAGGUUUGAGCCUAUUCAGGUUCAUCUCCAGGCUUUAAUGUAUUUAAUGAGCUGUCUUAAGAGCUGUAACUGACCCUCAGCCUUUGGCUCAAGCAAAUAAACAACAAAAUAACAACUAUAACAAACUGCAGACUUGGAAUUGUUUACUUUGUGCAAUAAUGUCUUGGCAGCAGGGAAACAGGAGCAGAAAAAGAUGUGCGGUCACAGCUGGAACAAGUAAACUUAUAUUUAUUAGAAGACAGUGUUGAAUAGUUCUUAAUUCUGUAUCGUCCAAUUCGAAGCAUUGAUUGUCAUUUAUUUUUCAACAUGGCGUCUUGCUGUUCGGCGCCUUCGUAGAUUAAAUUAACGAGCUAUGAAUGGCAGCACAGCUUCACUGAGGGCUUUUGAACAAAAAUGUUACUUUUCUUUUCCUUUAUUAAGACCAAUUUAGUAUUCUUCCACUUAAUCUGAUAUGACAACUGAAUUUUGUAAUUACUCUACUGACAUAUCUUCUAAGAGUUUUGUAAGCGUAAUAUGGGAGCGUUGUUUAUUGAGACUUUUGCUCAAGUGGUUGCUCUGUCUGCUCGACUUGGAUUUCAAAAUAACGAAUUGAAAUUAUUCUAGUAUCUGUAUUACCAAGUUCUUCCACUCUUUAAUAAAUCACUAAUGCCUCUUCGAG
This is a messenger RNA of Anguilla anguilla (European eel), 6213 nucleotides long. It is a transcript of the gene grin2cb, whose product is annotated as glutamate receptor, ionotropic, N-methyl D-aspartate 2Cb. Lineage: Eukaryota; Metazoa; Chordata; Actinopteri; Anguilliformes; Anguillidae. Bases 1401 to 5564 code for a protein of 1387 amino acids. The transcript is spliced from 13 exons. Gene Ontology annotation, molecular function: NMDA glutamate receptor activity; transmitter-gated monoatomic ion channel activity involved in regulation of postsynaptic membrane potential. Gene Ontology annotation, biological process: excitatory postsynaptic potential; long-term synaptic potentiation; monoatomic ion transport. The record is from RefSeq and is a predicted model, not a curated record. Gene Ontology annotation, cellular component: NMDA selective glutamate receptor complex; plasma membrane; postsynaptic density membrane.